Messenger RNA from Rotaria sp. Silwood1, 1011 nucleotides. Lineage: Eukaryota; Metazoa; Rotifera; Eurotatoria; Philodinida; Philodinidae. The record is from the annotation of a GenBank genome assembly.
AUGACUUCAUGUAUAAACGCACCAGCUGAUGAUCUUACAACAGUGAUACCAUCAUCGAUCUUACCUAAGACAGACAAACCCAUUGUGGUUAUUUUAACUCCCGAAUUCGAUGAUGCUGCAACCUUUGGAGAUUGGCGAUUUUCUUUCGAUCAACUGGCGUCCAACUUUCAGAUGCUUGGUGCCCACGCGGUGGCAACACCAUGGCCCACAGCACCCCUUGCUUUUGACUCUUCUUGUUCUUCGAUUCGCUAUGUAGUCAAUCUUGUUUGGGGCUAUCAUACGGUGCCAGAUCGUUGGGAAGCAUGGCUUCGUGCUUGGCCAAAAGACAUGAUAUUGAUCAAUUCUCCAUCGCUCCUUCUGUGGAAUACUCGCAAAACGUAUUUGAAAGAAUUAGAGAAGGCUGGUAUUCCAGUCGUUCCAACACUGUAUGUCGAGCAGAUCGAUGAGAAAAUAUUGAUCGAUGCUGCAGCACAUUUUUCUACUUCUGAUCUUAUUGUCAAACCUCAAGUAUCGGCAUCUGCUUUUAAUAUGUUACGUGUUUUGGUUGGCAGUUCAGACUUUACUUCAUCACCAAGAUCAUUAAGCGUAACUGCGGCAGUUGAUGAAUUAAUCCGGUUGGGUAUUGCUCAUUCGGCAAUGAUGAUCCAACCGUUCAUGUCAAAUGUUGUUCGCGAAGCUGAACUGUCGGUAAUCAUGUGUAAUGGAAAGUUAAGUCAUGCAGUUCGAAAAACUGCACCGCCUGGUGAUUAUCGCGUACAAAACGAACUUGGUGGUACCAUAACUGCUAUGGAUCAACCUUCAGCUGAAAUGCUCGAAUUAGCUCAUGCUUCGCUAGCGACCUGUCCUGAAACUCCUAUUUAUGCUCGUGUCGAUAUGAUACGUAAUCACUUGACUGGACGCUUAUGCGUUAUUGAACUUGAAGUUAUCGAGCCGGAUUUGUAUUUAAAACAUACAUCCGAUGGAGGCGUGACAUUUGCACGUGCCAUCUUACAAGUUCAUUCUCAGAACUAA